UCUCUCAAGCAUUGAAACAACUACAUUUGACUUCCCGGCUAUAGAUGAAGACAGUCUGUGCACUGUCACUAGAAGGGCACGAGAACACAAUUAUUUGCAGAAAGUUAUUGUAAUUGAUGACUCGGACAAGUCGGAAUUAAGGCAACAAGACUCAUAUUUAGAAAAAUCGGAUUUGAGGCAAGAAGACAAUGAAUUAAUGAUUCAAAUAGAAGAUGUCAGAGGGCAGUGUGACAUACUACAUGAACCUAUAUUGGAUUCGUCAGCGAGUCCUGAGGUACGAACCAAAAUAGAGCGCUUGAAUUCCCCGGCAGGUGAGGCCGAGAGAAGGCACCGCCGGUGGCAACGCGCCACUAUGCUGGUCUAUAAAAGGAUAUGCAGUCACCGCUACGCGCAGCACUUUCUGCGUCCCGUGACGGACGACAUAGCGCCGCUCUACAGUACCAUUGUACGUCGGCCUAUGGACCUCUCCACUAUCAAAAGAAGGAUUAAAGAUGGCGUCAUCAGGACGACGGCGGAGCUGACGCGCGCUUUGCAACUGAUGUUCUCGAACGCUCUCAUGUAUAACAGCAGCCACCACUUCAUCUAUCAGAUGACGCUCGAAUUUCGGGAAGAGACGCUCCGUGAGCUGUCAGUGCUAGCGUCAGCAGAAGAGGGCGCGGGGGCGGACUCCCCGCUGUCGCGACUGCUGAGCCGCCACGCGCCACCGCCCGUGCUUGCUCAGAGAACUUCCGCUACGCAUCGACACCAAGAACUCAUAAAAAUCGCCCCGGCGUCACGCAUCCGCCGCGCCUCCAUAUACCACGUAGAGGACUCUACAGAACCAAGAAAUACGCCGAUAUCGAGCACACACCGCGCCCCUGCCGACCCUGGGGUUCCUGAGGACUCCAGAAGAUCCACUUCAGUGCUUGGUAAACGUAGGGCCUCCGUCUACCAGUCAGCGGACCCUAAGCCGCCUCGGAGUCGUCGCACCUCUAUGUACCAUCCAGCAGACCCUGAGGUCCCUGAGGACUCCAGAAGAUCCACUUCAGUGCUUGGUAAACGAAGGGCCUCUGUCUACCAGUCAGCGGACCCUAAGCCGACCCGGAGCCGUCGCACCUCUAUGUACCAUCCUGCAGACCCUGAGGUCCCUGAGGACUCCAGAAGAUCCACUUCAGUGCUUCGUAAACGAAGGGCCUCUGUCUACCACUCGGCGGACCCUAAGCCGACCCGGGCCCGUCGCGCUUCUAUGUACCAUCCUUCGGACUCUGAGGUCCCUGAGGACUCCAGAAGAUCCACUUCAGUUCUUGGUAAACGUAGGGCCUCCGUCUACCAACCAGCGGACCCUAAGCCGGCACCGCGGGCCCGUCGCGCUUCUAUGUACCAUCCUGCGGAUCCCGAGACCAAGGAAGCCAAAAAACGGACUAAAUGGGACUGGCCCAGCAUAGAAGAUGAACAUUUAAUACCUAAAAAAUACAAAAAUUGUGUUGUUGUGUUAUAGGUAAGGUCCUGGCAUUAUAAUAAAGAGUACUAUCGUACAGUAUGGCCUCUCCCGCUGCCCGUUGACAGUGCCGCAUGUCAAGAAGUAGCACACUCAACAAAGCCUACCUAGGGUUGCAAAAAAACGG
Leguminivora glycinivorella is the source of this 1604-nucleotide messenger RNA. RefSeq names its product bromodomain-containing protein 4A (gene tbrd-3). Gene Ontology annotation, cellular component: NuA4 histone acetyltransferase complex. Gene Ontology annotation, molecular function: protein binding. The record is from RefSeq and is a predicted model, not a curated record. Bases 197 to 1477 code for a protein of 426 amino acids. NCBI's taxonomy places the organism in Eukaryota, Metazoa, Arthropoda, Insecta, Lepidoptera, Tortricidae. The transcript is spliced from 6 exons.